UUUUGUGAAAGAAAUAAUUUAUUCUGUUGAUCUGGUUCAGUAUUCUGCUAAUCAGCACAGAUUCAAAGCGAUCUGGCCAUACAUCAUGUAUGAUUCAGAUCUCGAACCUGAAAGACCCGGCAACUUAGGCUACAUCUAAGCGUUUCUUUUUCUUUUUUCAUGCUUUCAAGUCCUUUCCUUGUAUUUAAGCUUCUAUCAAAUGCAUUCCUUUUGUGCUACUUUUCUAUGCUUAUGCCUUGUAUUACGAUCAUUACUGUAUCGAUUCGCUUUUAUAUGCUACCUUUUAUUUUAUUGUACUUAACUAUGACGAAUCCACUCAUUUUGUCGUUUGUUUAUAUAUUGUCCUCUCUAAAAAUAUUUGAAUAAUAAUUUUCUCUUUGCUUGUCUUCAUUUACCUGUUUAUAUCUAUAUUAGCUAUGCUCUAUAUUAAAACUAUUCUUUUUUAAAUGCGUAUUCACUUGAUGAAAAAAAAAAGGCCCAAACUUUGAUGGGAUAAGCAGCGAUUAGGUCAAUGUGUAUAAUUUUAAAAGAAAAACACACAACCAGAGGUAGUGUUUGUUGGCUGCCUUAUUGAUACUGCUCUAGUCGCCCAUAUCAACAACCACGAGUGCUGCUCUAUUCGCCCACACUCCAAACAUUACUAGCCAUCAGGAGAAAAGAAAGACGCACAACCAGAGGUAGUGUUUGUUGGCUGCCUUAUUGAUACUGCUCUAGUCGCCCAUAUCAACAACCACGAGUGCUGCUCUAUUCGCCCACACUCCAAACAUU
Molecule: messenger RNA, 768 nt
Organism: Gilbertella persicaria
Lineage: Eukaryota; Fungi; Mucoromycota; Mucoromycetes; Mucorales; Choanephoraceae
Exons: 1
Source: RefSeq, a predicted model, not a curated record